Callithrix jacchus (white-tufted-ear marmoset) is the source of this 2524-nucleotide messenger RNA. The record is from RefSeq and is a predicted model, not a curated record. Lineage: Eukaryota; Metazoa; Chordata; Mammalia; Primates; Cebidae.
CACCGUAGCCCCGAGAGGCUCGCGCCUGCGUACGGGUCCGCGGCGGAGCGGGGCUGCGCUAGCGCGUUUCGCGGACCCUGGAGGGCGGAGUCCAGGCCGCCGCCGUUAGAGGGAGGGGCGCGGCGGUUUUGGGAGUCUGGCGCUCCCUCAGGCCGCGGACGAGAUGCUGGGAGCUGCGGUUCCAGCGGCGGGGACGGCGGAGGUGUCACGGGCGGCCCUAGCUUCUCCUUCCGUCUUCGGGCCCGCAGGUCACGGCGACCUGCUGCCGGGCCUCGGCAUAGGAGGCAGCGCGACCUCUACACGGUAGGGCUUUGGAAUCCGAUCCUUCUGAUCAUCGAGAAGCAAAGAAAUCUCAAGCAGUUGAUAGAUAGGGCUUUGGAGUCCAACCCUUCUGAUCAUCCAGAAUCAAAGAAAUAUCCAGCAGAUGAUGGGGCUUUGGUGUUUGACCCUUCUGAUCAUCCAGACACAAAGAAAUCUCAAGCAGUUGAUAGAGCUUUGGAGUCCGACCCUUCUGAUGAUCCAGAAGGAAAGAAAUAUCCAGCAGAUGAUAGAGCUUUGGAGUCCGAUUCUUCUGAUGAUCCAGAAGGAAAGAAAUAUCCAGCAGAUGAUAGAGCUUUUGAGUUUGACCCUUCUGAUGAUCCAGAAGGAAAUAUCCAGCAGAUGAUAGAGCUUUGGAGUCCGACCCUUCUGAUGAUCCAGAAGGAAAGAAAUAUCCAGCAGAUGAUAGGGCUUUGGAGUCCAACCCUUCUGAAACAAGGAAAUCCCAAACAGAUAUGUAUGGAUCAUUUUUCUUUGAAAUUCAGUUCAUGCUCGACAAUUUUCCUUGAAGACAGCACAACCAGCUGCCCUCAUUUUGAAACGACACUAAAAUCUGUCGCCUUGGACUUCUAUUUUCUUAUCAAGGAAAGAGAAGGAUAUCUGUCUUACAGAAUAUUUGAUGAACAUGUAUACCCAUUGAAACACAGAACAGAAGAAUACAUUAUGUAUGAUCCUUCAGAGACAAUGAUUUACAAAUUUAUACAUACCCUGUUUUAUGUAAAAAGUCUAAAGGUUGCUGUCGCCAUCAUAAUUAUGGUGUACAUCCCAAGACUUAUAUGGUAUUCUCGUAUCUAUAUUUGUUCAGCCACCUGGAGGAGGAUUAUCCUCGGAGCCAUUCUUGUUGCCAUCAAGGUUCGGAGCAAUGUACCUGUGUGCAAUAAGGACUUGUGCAGGCGCUUUGAGAAAACUACAGUUGACAAUCUGAAUAAGUUGGAAAUGAACUUCUUGGAGCUAAUUAAUUAUGAUACUAACGUUUCUAAAAGCAUUUAUACCGUAUACUACUUCCGUCUUCGUGACCUUGUAUACAUGUAUGGCCUGGGUUUGCCUAUUUGCCUUCUUGACACACAAAGAGCAUGGGAUCUGCAGCUCCCAGUGAAAGCGCAGAGAACGAGAGGACGCCACACUUUCAGACAAAUUUUUGUCACUCAUGGAGCAGAAGAUUCCCAGUGGAGGAGCCGCACAGGUCGCCAGUGUGACUCUUGUGGCCGGUGCAGCGGUUUUGCCAGCACCUCGGCGUGGCAGCUCUUGGUGCAGAGUAAACGGGACGGGUUCCCCUUCUGACCGACGUUUGGAGCUCCAGGAAGGCAGAGUCGCCUAUUACAGACUCAAGAAGGAAGCCACACUGAAAUAAAACAAGAAGACAAGAUUAGAGAAAAAAGGAUAAAAAGGAAUGAGCAAAGUCUCCAAGAAAUGUGGGACUAUGUGAAAAGACCAAAUUUACGUUUGAUAGAUGUACCUGAAUGCAACGGAGAGAAUGAAUCCAAGCUGGAAAAUAUUCUUCAGGAAAAUUUUCCUAAACUAGCAAAGCAGGACAAUAUUCAACCCCAGGUAAUACAGAGAACACCACAGAGAUAUUCCUCAAGAAGAGCAACCCCAAGGCACAUAAUCGUUAGAUUCACCAGGUUGAAACAAAGGAGAAAAUACUAAGGGCAGCCAGAGAGAAAGGCCAGGUUACCCACAAAGGGAAGCCUAUCAGACUUUCAGCAGAUCUCUCAGCAGAAACUCUACAAGCCAGAAAAGAGUGGGGGCCGAUAUUCAACAUUCUUAAAGAACAGAACUUUCAGCCCAGAAUUUCAUAUCCAACCAAACUAAGUUUCACAACUGAAGGAAAAAUAAAAUGUUUUAUGAACAAGCAAGUACUCAGAGAUUUUAUUACCACCAGGCCUGCUUUACAAGAGCUUCUGAAAGAGGCAUUACACAUAGAAAGAAACAACCAGUAUUAGCCUUUCUAAAAAUAUACCAAAAAGUAAAGAGCAUCAACAUAAAGAAGAAUUUACAUCAAUGAAUGGAUAAAACAGCCAGUUAACAUCAAAUGGCAGUAAUCCUAAAUUUAAAACGACUAAAUCCGCCAAUCAAAAGAUACAGCCAAAACCCAACUGGCAUGCUACAUCCAGACCCGUUUCACAUGCAAGGAUACACAAAGACUCAAAACAAAGGGGAUGGAGAAAGAUUUACCAACCAAAUGGAGAGCAAAAAUAAAUAAAUA